AUGCCGAGCUUACUAGGAUUGAGCUUCAAUAAGAAGAAGUCGUCUGAGAGCCUGAAGGGCCUUUCGCCUCUCCACUCGAUCAACCGUGAGGAGUCGCAUGGGCACGGCGGUGGUGCCGGCUCGCCGGUUCAUCACCAUCACAACCGGUCGUUCAACGAGUUGACGCGGUUCUUCCGUGCGACAAUGCGCAAGAAGACGACGGCCUCGUCCCAAGUACACCAGACACGAUCGGCUGAGCACCAUCAGUCGCACCUGCAAAAUGCCAUUCCCCCGAGCUCGGACUCGACUCUCUCGCUAGCAAACAAGACCAGCAUUUACCACGAUGACUCCAUCCUCGCUCAGAAGUAUGGUAAGCUUGGGAAGGUGCUAGGGUCGGGAGCCGGCGGUUCGGUCAAGGUGCUCGUGCGGCCAUCGGACGGGCGGACAUUUGCGGUGAAACAGUUCCGACCGCGUAGGCCCGGAGAAUCCGUCAAGGACUAUGCUCGAAAGUGCACAUCUGAAUACAUGAUAGGUUCAAUGUUGCACCACCCAAACGUCAUUGAGACCUUGGAUGUGUUCUCAAAUAGCAAACAGAACCAGUACUACGAGGUGAUGGAGUACUGUCCGGUCGAUUUCUUCGCUGUGGUUAUGUCGGGACAGAUGUCGCGAGGCGAAAUUAACUGCUGCUUCAAGCAAUUAGUAGAAGGGGUGAAUUAUUUGCACUCAAAGGGCUAUGCUCAUCGCGAUUUGAAGCUCGAUAACUGCGUAAUGACACGUGAUGGGAUAUUGAAGCUAAUUGAUUUUGGUUCUGCAUUUGUAUUCAAGUAUACCUACGAGGCCGAUGAAAAGAUGGCCCAUGGUGUGGUGGGAAGCGAUCCUUAUUUGGCACCAGAAGUGCUGACCUCAACCAAAUCGUACAGCGCGCCACUAGUAGACAUCUGGUCCAUCGGAAUCAUAUAUUGCUGCAUGAUUUUGAAGCGGUUCCCAUGGAAGGAGCCUCGCCUUACUGACAACAACUUCAAGGUUUAUUGCAUGCCUGAUGAUCAAGAACAUGAUUAUGUGAAGAGCGCCAAGGAGCAUGAGGCUUUGAUGCAGAAACGACGCGAAGAACGUGAGCGCGAGAAGCACAAGGCAGAGUUGGUCAGCAAGCUACCUACUCCACCGUGUGAGCCUACCAAGAACUCUCCUACAGACCAGCUAUCUGGAAAAACAGAAGAGCCAUUGGCUGCGAAGUCACCUAGUGCCAGCCAAGACCCACCACCGGAGUUACGCCUGCAGGUCGCGUCUCCCAGUAAGGAUACUCAUGAGAAGACACAUGUGCUUGUAGAGAGCCAUGUGCCAAAUUCGGCUAAUUCUGAGCAUUCCGAACACUCUUCAAGCACAGCCCACAUGGAAAUGAAUGUUCCUCCGCCAAAAGCCCCUGCCAUCAUCAAUGAGACUGUAUACGCUCAGCCGCAGCCAGUACGCGAUAUACAUAUCACGUUACCUGCUGGCCAAGAAGGGGCACAAGCUGAGGGCACUGAUUCUUCUAUAGAGCAACCGGCUGCAGACAAACAUGGUCGCGCUAUGGACAAUAAUCAACGAGCGGAGCAUUCAGAUGGUGGGCACAGCUCUCACCUUGACGUUCCCCAACCCGGAGCAGUUCCUCCGCCGCAUGAGGCACAGCGCACUCAGCAAAACCAAGUACAGGAUACAGGAAAGACAGAUGCUACACGGACAGGAGAAACUCCGCUCAGGUCGGGGAGCUCGACCCAGAUUGCUAAUACAGAUGCUCCGAUAAAGAAACAGAAAAAAGUCAUACGCGGCCCGUAUAUCUUACUCCGCCUAUUGCCACAUGCCUCAAGACCCAUCAUGUCCCAGAUAUUGCAGGUUGACCCGACAAAACGUGCCAGAAUGAAAGAUAUACUCAGUGAUGAGUGGUAUCAGGGUGUCAAUCAGUGUACUAUGGAUGAAAGGAAAAAGGUCAUUCGAGCAGCGGGGCAUUCGCAUACAAUCGUUUCGGAGGAAAACGCUCAUAUCGAAACUUAUAAAGUAUGA
Messenger RNA from Eremothecium gossypii ATCC 10895, 2016 nucleotides. RefSeq names its product putative serine/threonine protein kinase HRK1 (gene HRK1). Gene Ontology annotation, biological process: intracellular signal transduction; protein phosphorylation. The record is from RefSeq and is marked provisional. The transcript has a single exon. Bases 1 to 2016 code for a protein of 671 amino acids. NCBI's taxonomy places the organism in Eukaryota, Fungi, Ascomycota, Saccharomycetes, Saccharomycetales, Saccharomycetaceae. Gene Ontology annotation, molecular function: ATP binding; protein serine/threonine kinase activity.